AUUUAUUCUCCUAUUUGCAUAUUUCCCGAUUCGCAUUUUUUUCACAUCAAUUUUUUUUGUCAAACCCUAGAACGACGAACUAGGAUUACUGGGAUACAUGUUUUGAGCGAUCGAAAGCGAUCAAGAACUCGGAGAAACCGUUUUUUUAAAGAAAUUUCUCUAUUUUCAAAAGAUUCUGCUUGGAUUUGCAAACUUCAACCCAAAUGAAAUUUAAAAAAGGGGUUAAAGUGGAGGUAAUGAACCAAUCUGAGGUGCCAAUCUCAUGGAGGGUUGCUGAGAUACUUUCUGGGGAUGGACAUACUUAUGUAUUGCGAUUCGAUUCUUUGGGAGAAAGUGAGUCUCCGGUACAGAGGGUGCAUAGGAGCCUUAUCAGACCUUCUCCUCCUCUGGGGCAACAUACAGAGAGAUGGUUACCUGGGGAUAUUUUGGAGGUAUUUGAUGACUGCUCUUGGAAAGUUGCCAUUAUUGUCCAGACUCUAAAAGAAGAUUAUUAUUUUGUGAGAUUUGUUGGAUCCUCUCAUGAAUUUUGCAUUCAUAUAUCAUCUAUGAGAAGGAGACUAGCAUGGCAAGAUGGAAGGUGGAAUUGGGUGCCUAAGGUUCCUACAGAAUGUGGGAAAGUCAAAUCUCAUGAAUUGUCAAAUCCAGUUUGCUACAGGAACACGAGAUUCCCAGUGCCACAACCUGAUUCCUUGGAUAAAUUUCAGGGAGACACUGGAGAGGAAUCUCAUAUACUUCCUUCUAGGUCUCGAAAACGGGCAUUUCUGCACUGCUCAUCAACUACUGAAUCACAUACUGCCCACUCUCAGGACCUACUAGCUCUGGAAACAAAUAGCUCUAAACAAACAGUAGUACAAGAGACCUUACUGGAAAAGGUAGAUGAUGUUUCUUACCCAAGAGAAACACUGGCUAAAAAACAAAUGUGUGCCUCUUUUAAUAUUAGGUUGACUGGAUAUAACAAAAUGCACAGUUGCUGCUUUUCACCCUUGAAUGACUCUGAUAGUGGUGUUUCUUGCUCUGUUGGUAGUUGUAGUGUUACUAGUGAAAGUCAGGCAGAGUUUCCUUUCCAUUUUGUACCAAGUGCACUUUGUAGUGAUGCAGAGUCAGUUUGUUGUUCUAGAGAUGAGGAGGAAGUUUAUUCUUCUCCUCAUCGUCGGGAAGAGGAUGUAGCAGAAAGCAUUCAUAGAUUAGAGUUGUGUGCUUAUCGUAGUACUCUAGAGGCAUUGUAUGCUUCUGGACCCUUAAGCUGGGAACAGGAAACAAUGUUGACAAAUCUUCGCAUCACACUGCAUAUCUCAAAUGAUGAUCAUUUGUUGGAAUUAAAGAACCUAAUUUCUGCUAAAUCUUGCAAGUAUUAUGUCAGACAAUAGUUUGUAGCAGUUGGUUCACAUUUAUAAAAGUCAAGGUUUCAUUUUAACAUUGUAUCUUCUAUCUUGGUUAUAAAUCAUCUGAAUAUUUGGAUCAAUAGAUAGCUUUUCCGGCUACUUGAUUAUGUCAUUUUCGUUACUUUAAAGUGUAUAGAAGUAUUUCAAAGAAAUGAAUGUGUGUUUCCAUCCCAUGAUGCAAAUCAUGUUUUAUUAUCUCUUACUUUGCACCAUUGUCCCUAAGUGAGGUGCAAAGCCUAACAAAAAUAUGGUAUUUGUAUCCCACCUGUGCCCCUACUCCAACAUUUGACUUCGCACCCUAAUGUGGUGCGAUGUAAAAAAGUUUUUGCGGUGCAAACUCGAAUAUUUGGAUAAACUUGGGUUCUAUCACCAAAUUUCCCUUCCAUUUUCGCCUAUGGAAUGGGUCACAAUCCAGAAGAUUGUCUCUGGUGUCUAUUUCCAUUAUUCAUUUUUUUUUAUGAUGGCUAUAGCGCAGCUAGGAUUGUCUCUUUACAUCCAUGUACUGUGAUUUUCUUUAUGAUAUAAAAUAUGAGUAUGCAAAUAUGGAGAUAAAUGUCCAUACAAUUUUGCAGCAUAUAAAAUAUACCUUGUAUUAAGUAGCUUAAUGUGACAGUCCCCUGUAUUUACAGGGCCAACAGGUAGAGCCGUAGUGGCAGGUUCUCUUGCUAUCAGACUGUUCAUAGGUGAUGCUGGGGUUGACAGGCAUUCUUAGUGAAAUGAGAACAAAUGGAUAAUCCAUGUGUCCAAUUCCCCAUACACGGCCAAUCCUUGAUAUCACUUUGUUUUGAUGUGUUUGUUGCCAACCAUUUGUGUCAGGUUGCAGGUUUCAGAGGAUUUGCAGUAUGUAUACUGCUGGAUGGAACCAGAGGUUAAAUUGUUGUGAAAUUGCAUUCUAGUGUUAAGGCACUUGAUACUUUCUCAGAUUAUCAUUGAAGAACCUGCAUUUUCUUUCAAGGUUAAGGCUCCGUUUGUUUCCUAGAAAAUAACUUCUUGUGAUUCUUUUUAAAUAAGUUGUUCUGUCGAAAAUUGGAAACGUAAACUGCUGUAGGAAGAUGACUUCAAAUGAACUAAAGAAUAUUAAAAUAUUUUCCAAAGUCUAACUCAGGAAGUCUUAUUAGGAAAGUGGUAAUUUCACGUGCCAAACAUAAGAAAAACAUGAAAAUGCUUUCCUGUAAAUAAAUGCGAAAUGGAGGUUGAAGGUCAUGUGCGAAAAAAUAUCAACAAACUUAUAAACAUAAACAGAUCUUAUUAACUUUGUAACCAUGAGAGUUUUUUGACCCUUUAUCAUUGUAAAAAUACGAUGUACCCCUGGAAGUUUGGUGUUUUUUAGGUUGCAGUGUCAGCUUCAUAUCGAUGAAAUUCUUUAAAUCGGGUGAAAAGAUGAGGUAUCUUUAGCAGUUUCAUAACAUCUUACUAGUUGGCUUCUUUUUGUUGGAUCCAAAAUAUUCUUGUUUUCUAUGGCAUUGUUUGCUUAGAGGAAGAGAGCUGGCUAGCCAGUGAAUAUCAUUAUUGGUGACAACUUGGCUUUUUUUACAUCACAAACAGAUGAUGUAUUCGGAAGAAACUCACUUGCCUUGUUGACAACACUUCUCAUGACCAGAGGUUUGUUGCCCUUGCAGGAAGACUUGGUGUGGUUGAUGGGUUUUCUGCACCGAGUCAUUGCAAUUUAGUCCAAUUUUAUAAAAUGAUAUUCUUUAUUAUAAUACGUUUUCACAAGUUUUGGUUGAUCAUUGAUUUUGUUAGUAUCUGCUGUUUGGUAGUACUCAGUAUUAUUUAAAGAAAGGUUAAUCAUUGAAAUAUGCUGCCAUAAUCUUAUUAUUAUAGUUGUAAUCUUAUUGUUAUAGUUGUCGGUUGCUGCUGUCAACUUCAUUGCUGUUGUUAUUAUUUUAUUAAUUAAUAUUAUUAUUACUGCU
Molecule: messenger RNA, 3295 nt
Organism: Cuscuta europaea
Lineage: Eukaryota; Viridiplantae; Streptophyta; Magnoliopsida; Solanales; Convolvulaceae
Source: the annotation of a GenBank genome assembly